AUGGCGAAGUCCAGCGGCGAUAGAGGGCGGGGCGGACGGAGGGGACGAGGGCGCGGUACAUUGAGCAAGGGCAAGGGUGGUCGUGGCAGUGGCAGCAGCUCACAGCAGCGCUACCAGCAGACCCAACAGCACCACCCUGCAAGGAUCAGUGUCAAGCCCCCAAGCUUCUUGGGGUUUCGAGGCCCUUCGGACCGCUUCGUAGAGGAGUCGCACCCGCAAUUCCAGGAGAUAGUGAGCAAGUGUUUCGCGGGUUUUCAUGUCGAGGCGGCAGAGGCCUUCGAUGCUAAGGUGCACGAGGAGGCUCGGCAGGCGUUCGAUGGCCUCGAGGAAGGGGGCGUUUUCAGGGCGGACGUCACGCAGCCCUUCGGUCUCGGCACCAAGUGCGCCGUGACGUACGUGACGAGGACCCUCGCGGGCGACCCCGGAACCACGUACAAGUACCUCGGGUUGAGGAUGUUCAGUCACCCGUGGACGACGACGGCAAAGGAGGCCGAUUCCGACGGGGGACACGGGUCCGGCGUCCCCUCGGCCCUGCGGCGGGUUGGCCUCCUGAACAACAAGCUGAAGGAACGCUCGCUGAGGCUGCUGAGAGCCCGGGGCGGUAGAAAGGGAAAGGCGCGGCGGGAGGGGGGUGAGGGCAAUGAGUUCGGGAGCUGCGAGUUCAACGUAGCGCUCAUCAACCGCAUGGAGCCUUCCGAUGACCGGCCAGAUCUGAAGCUGGAGCCUACGUUCGGGCAGGACCGAUGCUCCGUCUCGUGGCACGCGGACUCCUGCCUGGAGCACUACUCGAGCAUUGCGGUCUACCACGUGACCGACCCGGAGGCGAAGAAUAAAAACGCCGACGCCGACGGGGGUGAUGGAAGCCCUGCCGUCCCCGCUGACUGGAGGAUCGCGCUGAGGGUGGAGCCUGACGCAGAGGGACCGUCGGCGGGAAAGCUCAAGCUAGCGGCGACUGAAGACAAGUCGAGCAGGGUCGACCGAGCGCCCGCGGUAGCGGUGGCGCUACCGUCAAGGUCGGCCUACUUUCUACUGGACGACUUCAACCACCACCACCAGCACGCCGUCUUGGCGGGGCAAUCGCACCGGUGGUCUAGCACCCACAGGGUAGCCAAGAAGCAGGGGCACAGUUUCGACUACAUCUCGGGAAGGUGUAGAACCGUUCUCGGGGACGGGCACCGGAGGACCCUGAAACAGUGGAAGACGGAGCAGCUUACCCUCGCCGAGCUGGAAUUCGAGUGGAUUCGACAGUUUUAUGUUCAGGGUCGUGCCCACCACGCCCUCCACUCCUGGUGGCACGGGCCCCUGCAGGAGCUGCUCCGGUUCUGGUCUCUCCUUGAGGCCAAGACGGCGGUUGUGGUGAACACCCUGCAGGGGGCAGCGGAGUCGCGGUUUGAUCAUCACCAGCAGCAGCAAUCAGGCGGGAGCGUUGUCGAGGCAGCGGGAGCGGGCGCGGACGACAAGCGAGAGAAGAAGGCCCGCCAGAAGCGGGCCAAGCAGAGGCAGGCCGUGGAAAGCCUCGGGGGGCGAGAUGCCUACUCGGCCAUCGCCGACGCGUUGGGGGACCGGGCGGAGAAGCGGAGGCAGUGGGCGGAGCGAGAAAAGGACAAGGCCCUGAGCGCUCUGGCCGACGCGGUGCUAGAGUGGGGGAAGAUAUUCUCCGGGGAAGAUGGUGUUCGAGGCGGUGGAAUUGUGGUGGCGGAGGAGGCGGGGGUGGGCGGUGGUGGACGAAGAGUCUCCGGUGGCUGCGGUGAGAACGAGAGCGGAGGAACCGGCGAGAAACCGGCAGGGGUGGCGGACUCCGGCGCCGGCGGCGUUGACAAUGGCCCAGACGGUCAAGAACCCUGCGAGAGCAGCACCAGCGGCGGCAGCAGCCUUCCUUCGCCGCUGGUAACCUCCCCAGCCGGCACCGAGAGCGCCCGUCACGCUCCUCCCACCCCCUGGGAGACCGGGCGCUUUGCGCUGGAGAUGCAAGCGCCUUGGUCCCGCCGUCUCCUCGACGGGGAGAAGACGGUCGAGACGCGGGGAUACCCGCUCCCGGAGGGCCUGGUCGGCCGCUCGAUCGAGGUCCUCGAGUCCGGGCGGGGCCGGGACGGGGUUUCCGGCGUCGGUGACGUCGUGGAGGCGUUCUCUGCCGGGCUUUCGGUCGUCGGGCGCGUGGUGUUCGGCGGCACGGAGGCGUACCCGAGCCGGGAGGCGUGGGCGGCGGACGCGGAGCGGCACCUGGUGCCGGUGCCGGCGGAGGAGGAAGGGUCCGAGAGCGGUAAGGGGUACGGGUGGAAGGGUCCCGGGAGCGUGCACGCCUGGAGGGUGGCGAGCGUCGAGGCGUACCCGAAGCCCCGGGCCGUUAGGAGGAUGGGGCGCGUCUUCCGCUCGCUGUUUUUGGUGGAGCAGCCCAAGGGGAAGCAACCCACUGGCGGUGGCGGUGGCGGCGGUGGCGGCGGCGGGGGCAACGGCGCGAACCCGGACGGAAGCGUAGGCGUCGGGGCUGCGGACGGUCGCCCUGAGAUUGGCGGUGACGAAGGCAAGAGAAAGAGGAAGCCGAAGAAGAAGCGGAAACGGAAGGGCCCCCCGGCCGGCGAGGUCCUUGGGGCCGCAGAUGCGGCACCAGGGACUGCUGUUAGCGAGAAGGGCAACCCUCUUUCUGCCUCUUCGGCUGCUGUUGAAACUCCGAAUGCCACCGCUGCUGCUGCACCUACCGCUGUGUCCCCCACGGGGGGGGCAAAGGGAGCAAGUGCCGAAAAGCCCAAGACGAAACGGCCCAGGCACGCGGCCAACGGUCAACAAGGAACCGUUUCUAAGGAAGGCAACGUGUUCGAUGGGCCGGCGAGUGGGGGGGAGGAAUCACUCUCGAACGGUAGCGGAUCCGUCCAAGACGGUGGCGGGGUCGGCGGUGACGGGGGGGGCGGUGGCAUCGGGGUAGAAGAUAGCAAGGAGAGUGGUUGUGGGGAGAAGGGAACGAGAAGAAGGGCUGGUAAAGGUUCGGAGCAGCAGAAGGGACUGACGCGGAAAGGCGGGGAGGAAGAAGUGGGGGACGAAGGGGUCGUUGCUCUUGCUGCCGCGGCUGCGGCGGCACGAAGCGCCGGGGGCGGGUUUGAUGUGGUGGUUGGUGAUGGGUGGGGCGCAGUAGACGCUCCUGCCGUGAAGCCGGGGGACGGAGAAAUGCGCAAGAGGCACAAGAGGAAAAAGAAGCGAUACUGACUUGCGGUCGGAAGCACAAUUGUUGGGAAAGGAGGGACGUGCAAUGACUCCUGCUGAGAGAUUUGUAACGAGUUUCGAACUACUUGAGUGGUGCUUGCUAUGUUGUGUUUGGGCAUCUUGGCGUUAUUGCUUCUACCGCGGAGGAUUUGACCGUCCGCUUGUUGACGGCUAUGAAUGGCAAUGCGCCGACUCUUUACCUCUGUAGUCUUGGUUGAGGCCGGGGUUCUCUCAGUAGUUACUCUUGUGAGCUAAGGACGGUACCCAAGUUCUUAUGUUCGAUACACUGUUGAGCAUGAAGUUCGGGCCCGCCAAGUUCGUGUUGUAAGUGUGGGCGAUAGCUUCAUUCCGCAAGAAUGCGGGUCUUGACACGGAUCGGCUACUGUACGUCGCACAGGCCGGGGUGUUGGCACAGGCCGUGCGGAAAAAAUCGGGUUCC
This is a messenger RNA of Ectocarpus siliculosus, 3634 nucleotides long. The record is from the annotation of a GenBank genome assembly. Lineage: Eukaryota; Phaeophyceae; Ectocarpales; Ectocarpaceae.